Pundamilia nyererei is the source of this 932-nucleotide messenger RNA. RefSeq names its product cytolysin RTX-S-2. Gene Ontology annotation, cellular component: pore complex. The record is from RefSeq and is a predicted model, not a curated record. The transcript is spliced from 3 exons. Gene Ontology annotation, molecular function: channel activity. Bases 115 to 648 code for a protein of 177 amino acids. Gene Ontology annotation, biological process: pore complex assembly; cytolysis in another organism; monoatomic cation transport. Lineage: Eukaryota; Metazoa; Chordata; Actinopteri; Cichliformes; Cichlidae.
CACAAGCACUGUGGAGGUGUAAUCACACAAGGGAGACGCUCUCUGCAAGACCUGAGAAAAAGAAGUUGACGCUGCUGUCUGGCACAACGCACAUAUUUUUCUCUAAAAGUCAAGAUGCCAGAAACAGCUGAGGCUGUGUCAGCCACUCUCACCACCAACAGAAACUGCACUAUAGAAAUAACCAAUGUCAGCGGUAGCUACUGCCUCAUUAACCCCAAGGUGUACAUGAAAAGUGGCUUCUGUCAACACCCGCCCCAGCCCACGAUUCGUACCACCAAGACAGAAGUGUGCUCCUUCACCAAGGAUGACAACACUGCCACGGGUGCCGUCGGCAUUCUAACCUACGAUUUGUUCCAUAUGCAGAGCCGGGUUUGCUCCGAGCGCAUGGCUAUCAUGUUCUCUGUGCCUUUUGACCACAACCUGUAUAAGAACCAGCUGGCCAUGGGUGUGUUUGAGCAAUCCCGUGCUUGUGACAAACAGCUGUAUGACCGGAUGUAUGAUGGGAAGGAUCUCAGCAACUUCACCCGCUCUGAGGCAAAUGGCUGUGGGCUGGAGUACAAGGCAACAUAUGUUGACCUGAGGGCCACAAUGUCUACUGUUGGAAAAGCCAUGGUUAAAGUGGAGCUCUAUGAUAAAAUGGGUCAUUAGUGUGCAGUCUACUGGUGUUCUGCUUUUCUGUGUUUUCUUGUUUUUCUAGUCGCAGAAAAAUAAACUUCAUUUGAUUUGACGACUCUUGUCAUCCUAAAAAAAAACAUUUAGGAGAAGAGGAAGACUGAUUUUGCUGUCAUCUGUAUUUUGUGUCUGCUGAAAGAUAUCAAUAUCUGACAGCCACCUCAUUGAUUCUCCAUUAGCUUAGCUCUUGGGCUCAUGUACACUGAAUACUCUAUUUUCGUUUAUUAUGGUAAUAAAGCAUUCAGACCCAAUGCUUGUGC